AUGCCAUUUGGCUUGAAAAAUGCGGGGGCAACAUAUCAAAGGCUGAUGAACAGGAUAUUCCACGACCUCAUAGGAAAAACGGUUGAAGUCUACGUGGACGACAUCCUGGCAAAAACAACACGACCUGACGACCUCCUAAACGACCUGGCAAGAGUAUUUGCGUCCCUCCGUCAACACGGUAUGAGGCUGAACCCCCUCAAGUGCGCCUUCGCCAUGGAAGCCGGUAAGUUCCUGGGAUUUAUGAUAACUCAGAGAGGGGUAGAAGCUAACCCGGAGAAAUGCCAGGCAAUACUUCAGAUGAAGAGCCCGGGCUGUAUCAAGGACGUCCAGAGGUUGGCAGGGCGAUUGACAUCACUUUCCCGGUUUCUCGGAGCCUCGGCGACAAAGGCCCUGCCAUUUUUUAACCUCAUGAAGAAAGGGAUGGCCUUUGAGUGGACACCCGCGUGCGAAGAAGCCUUCCAACACUUCAAGGAAAUCCUGGCGGCACCUCCCGUUCUCGGGAAGCCAAGGGACGGGGAACCACUAUACCUAUACCUCGCUAUAACAAGCGAAGCCCUGGCCGCAGUACUGGUACGGGAGGACGGGAAAACCCAACAACCAGUCUACUUCAUAAGCAGGGCCCUACAAGGAGCAGAAUUAAGAUAUAGCAAGUUGGAAAAGCUAGCCCUGGCACUCCUAACUUCCUCGAGAAGGUUAAAACAAUACUUCCAAAGUCACCAAGUGGUCGUCAGAACGGACCAGGGGAUCCGGCAAGUUCUCCAAAAACCCGACCUAGCGGGAAGAAUGAUGACUUGGUCCAUCGAACUCUCUCAAUAUGACAUACGGUACGAGCCCCGACAAGCCAUCAAGGCGCAGGCCAUGGCGGAUUUCUUGGUUGAAGUAACGGGGGAUCCAGGCGAAGACAUGGGUACACGGUGGAAGCUCCAUGUGGACGGAGCCUCCAACCAGACCUUCGGAGGUGCCGGGAUCAUCCUGGAAAGCCCGAUUGGGGUUGUAUACGAACAGUCGGUUAGAUUCGAAUUUCCCAUCUCAAACAACCAAGCAGAAUACGAAGCCCUCAUAGGAGGCUUGACCCUAGCGGCGGAAGUCGGCGCAAGAAGACUGGAAGUAUGCAGCGAUUCCCAAGUCGUCACUUCCCAAGUAAACGGCAGCUACCAAGCCAAGGACCCCUUGUUGCAGAAGUACUUGGAAAAGCCAGGGGAGGGGAACCGGUCUCUCAUCCAAGGCAUGACAAGGGAACCAGCAAUUGCACUACACAUAGCAACCCUAAGUUCUUCAUGGCUAGACCCCAUCACCAACUUCCUAGAACACGGCCAAGUCCCUGGUGAUGAAAAGGAUGCGGCAAAAUUAAGAAGAGAAGCGGCAAAAUACGCCGUCAUCCAAGGACAGCUGUUCAGAAAAGGGCUUAGCCAACCCCUACUGAAGUGCCUACACCCCGACCAGACGGACUAUGUCCUCAAGGAAGUCCAUGAGGGCUGCUGUGGGCACCACAUCGGAGGCAAGGCCCUAGCAAGGAAGUUAAUCCGAGCUGGAUACUACUGGCCGUCGAUGAUGGCAGAUUCCAAAGAGAGUGGAGGAAACUGUAGAAAGGACCUGAUAGAUGAAGCCCGGGAAAUGGCCCAUUUGACGGAAACGGCGCUAAAACAAAGAAUAGCUCUGCGAUACAACACCAAAGUGCUCAAGAGGGAAUUUGGGCCUAACGACCUCGUCCUAAGGCGGAAUGAUAUCGGCCCACCGACCCCCGGAGAGGGCAAGCUAGCGGCAAACUGGGAAGGUCCCUACAGAGUCAAAAAGGUGAUGGGAAAAGGAGCCUUUAAGUUAGAAAGGCUCGAUGGCAAGGAGGUCCCGAGGACAUGGAACGCGGACAACCUUAGAAGAUUCUACUCCUAG
Molecule: messenger RNA, 1890 nt
Organism: Arachis stenosperma
Lineage: Eukaryota; Viridiplantae; Streptophyta; Magnoliopsida; Fabales; Fabaceae
Exons: 3
Coding region: 1-1890 (629 amino acids)
Molecular function (GO): nucleic acid binding; RNA-DNA hybrid ribonuclease activity
Source: RefSeq, a predicted model, not a curated record